Molecule: messenger RNA, 3185 nt
Organism: Ipomoea triloba (trilobed morning glory)
Lineage: Eukaryota; Viridiplantae; Streptophyta; Magnoliopsida; Solanales; Convolvulaceae
Exons: 2
Coding region: 962-1672 (236 amino acids)
Source: RefSeq, a predicted model, not a curated record
CAAUUCUCCGCAGUGCAAACCUGCAUCGACGGCAACAAAGUGGUGGUUUGCUGGCAGUAUAAUUUAUUUUUGGCUUGAUUAUUUUGUUUCGUUGGAGCGGCAUGAUAUAAUUUUUGAGCACACUUGUUUUUCAAUUUGGCGUAAGCAUACUGGGCACCUUCAAUUUCAAUUCAAUUUGGUGGCAGUAGGUUAAAGUCUUUGUUCCCAGGUUCUUUUCUUAAAUUCUGUGAGCAAAUGGCUAUUAUUUCUGCAAGCAUUAGUGAAAUCAAUAUGCAUAUUUAAAUUUUUUUCUCUCUAGGAGCAUGAAUAAUUUGCAAUGACAUUUUUGCGAUAAUUUGAGUUUUAGUUUUGCUGAACAAUUAAGUUUUAUCCUAUGAUCUUGUGUUGUGGUUAACUGUGUUUAAAUUUGGUCAAUUCUAGCAUUUGUUAGUCUUUGGAGGGGAUUAAUUGAGUAUAGAUCAUGCCUUUUAAUUCUAAGCUCGAUAGGAUAAAUGAAUAAAUGAUUUGGUUGUCUUAUCAAAUUGUUUAUUUGGUUUCUAAACUCGAGUAUUCCGUAGUUCUUUUAGGACUUAAUGGGUUUUAAUUAUUUGAAUAAGUGUCUUAAGCAUAUAAAUGAUUAAAGCGCUAGACUAUUUCUGGACGCCAUAUAGAGUAGUCAUAUAUAUCAAGACAAUUGUUUGACAAUGUUAAACUAAUAUAUUAAAGAAAAGAACGAGCUCGUAAUUGUUUGGCAAUGUUAAACUAAUAUGCAAAUCUAGUAAUAGUAGUUGAUUCAUGCUCUUAGGCUUUUCCAAUAUUGUUUAUUUGAUAAUUUGGUUCUUGGUAAAUUCUCUGUUCACCUUCCCGAGUUUUGAUUCAAUUGUCUUGCAUUUUGAUCUUUAUCUUUGUUAUCCGUUUUUAGCACUUUAAUUUGUUAAGCUAAUUGCUUUAAUUAGUCUUUAAAUUGCAUUGUUUUAAUUCCAUGUGGGAUCAACCCUUGCUAAAGCACACUAUCACUACAAUUGACUCGUGCACUUGCGAGGACUAUAUUAAAAUUGUCCAUCAAUGUCCAUCACCAUACCAUACUCAAGACCAAUACUCAUGCUCCACUCCUUACAUGGAUAACUAUCCAUCCCCAUAUGAGUACCCACCCCCACCAUACCAAUUUGAAAGAGCCCAUGCUAUAUACUCCUAUGAUCCUCAUGAUGCUCAAUACACAAAUGAACCCCCACCAUACGCAAAUGAACCAUACAAGCAAUCAUACUUUGAGGACCCAUACCAUAACAACCCCCCACUACACUCUUUUGAUGGGAAUGAAUUCCAAGAAAGGGAGUUGCAAGAAGAGUGGAAUGCUUUGAAAAAUGACACAUUGCAACCCUUAAAACAAAUGGAGGAACAAUUGGCGUUUAUGAUGAAAGAACUCACAACAAGAACCCAAGGGGAAGACCAUGCUAGCACAUUGGGGAGUGGUGAAACAAUCCCGGAAAUAUCGUGGGCCAAAGAUGAUCCUAUGCUAGAGGAGACCCCUGUGCUUGAAGAGGCUCCAAUUCAUCAAUUGGAAGAUCAAACGGGGGUAGAAAUUGAGAGUGUAAAUGAUGAGGAAGUUGAGCUAGUGUGGGAAGAUGAGGAGCCAAAUGGUGAUCUUGGUGUGGCACCACAGAAAGGCACCACAGAAAAAUUGAACAACAAAUGAUCAAAAGUAGAGAAAAUGGCACCAUGAAACAGGGGAAAUCUGGACAAACUUUCUACUUCAUCUCCACGAGCAAGUCCACGUUCGUGGACGAACUCAUGGACAUGAAACAGAAAAUUCCACGCCAAGGAUCACAAGAGUGGGAAUUCUGUUGAAAAUUUCUAGAAACAUCCACGAGCAAGUCCAUGUUCGUGGACGAGCUCGUGGACAUGGAUUUGAACAAGUGUUGUGGACUUUGCUAUUUUUCUUCCAACCUUUGAGAGCUUCCAAGUUUAGCUUUGCCAAGAAUCAUCUUUCAUCUUGUUUUACAUCUCUUUCUUGUUGCUUUUAUUUUAGUUAUUUGCUUUGUUCUAGAAUUUACCUUUUGAUGCUUCUAUUGUUUGGAAUUGUUGCAUUGCAUUUGUUUUCUUAAUUGGCAUUUGAGUCGGGCUAAAGACUUUAAACAUGGCGCUCUUGGGAGGCACCCCAAGGAUCAUCUCAAAAAAAAAAGUAGAGAAAAGAGCAAAAGAUUGUGAAUAAUGGGAGUAGCUUUCUACUCCAUUGCACUUCAUUUGGUUGUCUUCACGCACUAACCUUGUUUCAUGUAGCUUGGAGAAUAGAGGCAAAAUAGAUGUUUGGAAGCUUAAAGUGUGGAAAGGAAGAUAUGCUCACUUGGUUGUAAACCUCUUAUCCAUUUUUACCUUUGAAUGCCCCGUUUUUCAAUUCUAAAGUGUGGAAAAGAGUUGUUACACAUGCAUGCACUUGAUGAGCUUUCCAUUUGUUAAACCACAAAGCGUUAUGUUAUUGAUACCCCGAACCCCGGAAACACUUCUAAAGUGUGGAAAUGGGUUUGCUUGAAUUGAAUGACUCGUGCUCCUUUGUUCCACUUGGUCCUCAAGGCAACAUCGAGGACGAUGUUUGAUUUAAAGUGUGGAAAGGAUACACUUUGUGCUUGAACUGCUUGUGAUUGCUUAAUUGGUCAAUUGGUCUUGAUUGAUGGGUGUGUUUGAUUUUGGAGAGUGUCAUUGUUUAUGCUAUCUAGGAAGAGUUUUAAUCAUGUGCCAAUAAAGUUUUUACUCUUGGGAUAUCCUUUGGAAGUUAUCUUUUGCACCUAAAUUGAAAUGUUUGGAACCAAAGAGGUUCAAAUUCCUGUGUGCUUGCAUGUUGUUCACCUUUUAUUUUGUUAGGACCUUAGUCAAGGAUCUCUCGAAGUAGGAGUGUGCACCCCUUAACUUGUGAAAGAUAAAUGCUAAGCGAAGCCCGGAAUUGAAUUAUCUUGGUAAGGCAUGGGGCAAAAGGUGAGCCUUUGGUGAGCUUGAAAGUGAAUCCCUUAUCCCUAGAAAAAGGCAUGAGGGGUUGAUAUGAGAAAAGAAAGAAAAGGGCUUUAAUGGCCACUUCUAGAGGUAAGAUCUGAGGUGAGUCAUCUUGCUAGGAUUUGGGAUAACCAUUGCACUAUCUUUGAAAAAGCGUAGAGCUCUAUGUAAAGUCGGUUGUCCCAAUGACGUUAUCUUAGAAGAUGAGAAAACAAGAGAGGAGG